Messenger RNA from Erythranthe guttata (spotted monkey flower), 1676 nucleotides. RefSeq names its product tubulin beta-5 chain. Gene Ontology annotation, molecular function: GTP binding; GTPase activity; structural constituent of cytoskeleton. Gene Ontology annotation, biological process: microtubule-based process. The record is from RefSeq and is a predicted model, not a curated record. Gene Ontology annotation, cellular component: microtubule. Lineage: Eukaryota; Viridiplantae; Streptophyta; Magnoliopsida; Lamiales; Phrymaceae.
CGUCACUUUCUCACUUCAUCGAAUCGAGUAGCUAUUCUUCACUCCAUCGGAUCUCCAUUUUCCCUGUUCUUCAUCUGCAAAAUUUAACGGAAAAUGAGAGAAAUCCUUCACAUUCAGGGAGGCCAAUGCGGGAACCAGAUAGGUUCAAAGUUUUGGGAGGUUGUCUGUGAAGAGCACGGGAUAGAUCCAACUGGGCGUUAUGUUGGUACUUCAGAUGUGCAAAUCGAGCGUGUCAAUGUGUACUACAACGAGGCAUCAUGCGGCAGAUUUGUGCCCCGUGCAGUGCUCAUGGAUCUUGAGCCUGGAACCAUGGACAGUGUUCGAACUGGUCCAUACGGUCAGAUCUUCAGGCCCGAUAAUUUUGUUUUCGGUCAGUCUGGUGCUGGAAACAACUGGGCGAAAGGGCACUACACCGAGGGUGCUGAGCUGAUUGACUCGGUUCUUGAUGUUGUCAGAAAGGAGGCUGAGAAUUGUGACUGCCUUCAAGGUUUUCAGGUGUGCCAUUCACUUGGUGGAGGAACUGGUUCUGGAAUGGGCACCUUGCUCAUCUCGAAAAUAAGGGAAGAAUACCCUGAUAGAAUGAUGUUGACUUUUUCUGUCUUCCCUUCACCCAAGGUUUCGGAUACAGUGGUCGAGCCUUAUAAUGCGACCCUUUCGGUGCAUCAGCUUGUUGAGAAUGCUGAUGAAUGCAUGGUGCUUGACAAUGAAGCUCUGUAUGAUAUUUGCUUUAGGACGCUCAAACUUACCACUCCUAGCUUUGGCGAUCUCAACCACUUGAUUUCUGCAACCAUGAGUGGAGUCACAUGCUGCCUCCGAUUCCCCGGUCAACUCAACUCCGAUCUACGAAAGCUAGCAGUCAACCUAAUCCCAUUCCCCCGUCUGCACUUUUUCAUGGUCGGAUUCGCCCCUCUCACCUCCCGCGGCUCACAACAAUACCGCGCUCUCACCGUACCAGAGCUCACCCAACAAAUGUGGGACUCCAAAAACAUGAUGUGUGCAGCCGACCCCCGCCACGGCCGCUACCUCACCGCCUCCGCCAUGUUCAGAGGCAAAAUGAGCACAAAAGAAGUAGACGAACAAAUGAUCAACGUCCAAAACAAGAACUCAUCCUAUUUCGUGGAGUGGAUUCCCAAUAACGUGAAAUCGAGCGUCUGCGAUAUUCCACCAAGAGGGCUUUCAAUGUCUUCGACAUUUAUCGGAAACUCGACUUCGAUUCAAGAAAUGUUUAGGCGAGUGAGCGAGCAGUUCACCGCUAUGUUUAGAAGGAAAGCUUUCUUGCAUUGGUACACUGGUGAAGGUAUGGAUGAAAUGGAGUUCACCGAGGCAGAGAGUAAUAUGAACGAUCUCGUGUCUGAAUACCAGCAGUACCAGGAUGCUACAGCGGACGAUGAAGGCGAGUACGAGGAUGAGGAAGAAGAUGGAGUGGAGGACAUUUGAAGAAUAUAUAAGAUAAGAUCUCUUUUUGCCAACUCCCUUUUAUCUGAUUUCUUGCAUUUUAUGUGCUUUGUUUUUUUCUUGAGUAUGUAAUUUGGGAAUUUCUUAUAUCUGUGUUGUUGUUGGUUGUUUUUUCCUGGCUGUGUUUUGAUGUGUCUGGAAAACUUGCUUUCUCUCACUUAUUGCCAUUAUGUGUUUUAUUACUACAUAUUAAUGUGCUAAACAACAUUUGCAUUCUGCUG